AUGGCCAAUCGCGGAAAGACUCUCGAUGAGAAGGUCUUUAGUAUCAAAGACCUGAAGGAAGAAGCCUCCAAGAAGCUUCCUCGGGCUUACAAAGAAUUCUUCAAUGAAGGUGCUAUGGACAUGAUUACAGUCCAGGACAAUGAGGACGCCUAUAACCGCUACAAGAUUAGGCCUCGGGUCCUCAGAGAUGUGUCCAACAUUGACACAUCUACCACCAUCUUCGGCGUGAAGGUGGCGCUGCCUUUUGGGUUCUCGCCUGCAGCAACUCACAAGUUGGCGCAUCCGGAGGGCGAGGUAGCCACGUCCCGAGCUGCCGCUGCGGCUGGCAUCCCGAUGGCACUCUCUGCAUAUGCCACUUGUUCUCUCGAAGAUGUCAUCGCGCAAGGCCAGGGGAACCCCUACAUCAUGCAAUUUAGUAUCUUGAAGAAUCGAGACAUCACUAGGCAGAUCCUCCAGCGGGCGGAGCAGGCAGGAUACAAGACCGUCAUGAUGACGGUGGACGCGCCGAUGCUUGGUCGUCGCUUGAACGAGUACAGAAAUGCCUUUGGUCUGCCCGAAGGGAUGGGGUAUCCCAACAUUGCCCCAGGCAUGGACAUGAGAAACCUCGUCGAUCAAGGUCUUGACUUGACAUAUGAGGACGGCAUGAAUUGGGAGCAGGCCCUGAGCUGGAUACGGGAGAACACCAAGCUGGAUGUAUGGCUCAAAGGAGGUAACACAGCCACUGGUUAA
Molecule: messenger RNA, 729 nt
Organism: Colletotrichum chrysophilum
Lineage: Eukaryota; Fungi; Ascomycota; Sordariomycetes; Glomerellales; Glomerellaceae
Exons: 5
Coding region: 1-729 (242 amino acids)
Molecular function (GO): oxidoreductase activity
Source: RefSeq, a predicted model, not a curated record